GGAGUCAUGGCGCUGGAUGCUGCUGUUAGCCAUGCAGUUGCCGCAGAUACCGUCUACAUUCUCGCUAAACAUGGUCAGAAGGUCUCCCACAACACCCGCGUUGAGUGGUUCAUCGGGAAUGUAAACCGUCGAAUUGUGUUCGCAGAGAGCGGCGCUGCGGGCGAGAUCGUGGACGAGGAUGAAGAUGGCGCCUCGGCCGACUGGAACAGCCUUACCCUUGUGGCGGCAUCUCCCAGUCCGCCAAGAGAUAACCUAACCAGCGAGUUGUCCUUCCCCCUGAUCUACACAAUCCAUCCACAGACCACUGUAAAGUACCUCGCCCACACCUACCGCAUCGCCCUUGUUAUAGACCUGAGCGAGUCCAUGCUCCAGCCGUGUGCAUCGGGCUUCUCCGUCCUCCAUCACGCCGUGAGUAGCAUCGAGGCAACCCUGCAGAAAUUAAUUCCAGUCUCCGCCAGUGUGGAACUGCCAAUCCCAGGGUGUUUCCUCAGUCCACUAUCGAUUUUCAUCAGUAUAGUCGGUGUUGUGCCUAAUCGGCAGUCUUUCACAAUCAUUCACGACUGGGAGGCUUCGCAUGAAGACAUCAAGGAGAUUAUAACGAUUGUAGCUCAACGUCUGUUUGACCUUGAGACCGCUGACUUGCUUACCGGCCAGGCUGGACAUGACAAACCUGCGACUGGUUCUCCUCUUGUGGAUAUGCUUAGACAUGGCGUAUUGACCUUGGCAAUGAAGAUGCCCGACUGGGCGCCCGCUUCCUUGGUAAUCAUUUCCGAUGGCUGCUUCACCACCGUCGACAUGUCUGAACUCGACUUGAGCCUCGCUCACCUAAGAGCGGCGUCUAUCCGAUGCUCCUUCAUCAUACCAAACAUCAACUCUCACGGAACCUCACCUGAUGAAUUGCUGUAUUCAAUGUCCGCCAGUCCGUGUAUUGCCCACUUGGAUCUGUGUCAGUUUAUAGCCCAUGCCACUGCUGGCUUCUGCUUGACGAACUCCCCUAGCACCUGGGAUGAUUUGUCGACUGCGGCGUCGGACAAGUGGAACAAAAUACACGAGCUCUUUCUGGCCCUUCGACUUCAGGACGACGUUGACAGCACACCGGAGAAGGAGGGUGACCUUGGUUGGGUGGCCUUCAAUGAAAUUUAUCCCUACUCACGCGUUGUUCAUGCCGCGCUUACUCAUGUUCUUGCAUCUCGCCUCAAGGACGGUUAUCGUUUGCGCUCCGUGUCUGUGCCUAACCGUGGGUCGUCGUCAUCGCCGCCACCUCAAAUUGGCCCGAAAGAUGACCAACAUCAGGUCGCAGUUGAAUUUCCGUCGAAGAAGUCCGCCACAUGGAUCCAAAUCGAACUGGCGCUUGCCUGGAAGCCGGGAGUUGUGUUUCGUCUUUUCUUAGCUGGAGAUUGGUUUUUGCCUACGGGUCAUCUGCCUGUGUCCUCAUCAACUGACUACACCCUCCUUCCAGCCAAUCAAACGACUAAAAACCGAUCGGCUUCUACACUGAGUCGUAGGGGCUGCUACUGCAUUGCAAACGUUCGAGUUCGCGCCAACUCCUCCUUCCUGCAUGGAGUUACGCACACGCGCCGCGAUCAGUCAAAUAGUGUCUAUCUGACCUCAACACUAGAACGAUUCGACUUUCACUUCCGCUUGCUAAAUCACGUUGACGAUUACCUUGAAAAUGUGUCUUCUUUCAAUCUGAACCCAGACAUCUACACAGUGCCAUUGCGCUACAAAAACGGUCUCUGUUCCGUGUUUAUCACUGCGCAAGGUGCCAGCGGUAGCCUAGAGAUUUACCUUUCUGGCAACAUGGCCGACGAGAUGGAACGGGACAGGGCACUGUCAACAUUUGUGCACUACUGGGGACGUCUUUUGACGCUGGAUAUCACCAACUGCUAUCGGUGGAUGCACACCGAGUCCAUCUACGUCGUUCUUGAACACGAUUCCCCUCUACCGUCAAAUCUCUUUAUUCCCGUCCAGAGUCGUCGUGUGACUGACGUGCUCACUUGCAGGCAAUCACUCACCCGUAUCCACAGCAUGCUUAGCGACUGGUGCACAUUCGUGCUGUUAGAAAACCACACGUACAUCCGGUUGGAGUAUCUCAACAAGAGCUCCACAGAAGAUGCCUCGAGUUCCGAUGUUAAAUCUGAGAACCUGGGCUAUGACAGCGACUCCGUACCCUGUUACUUUACGUUGGUCCGCCUCGAAUUGAAGUUGCCCGAGGUUCGAGUCCGUGUCGCUUUCACCGCGGGAGUCCAAUCAGAUUUCCGUCGUGCCACACUUGAGCAACUUUCCCUCCGUUUCCGAAUGCUGAGUUUCCUUCCGCGUGGAAGACAGGCGGUUCCGAAGUCGCGUCACAAGUCGGGUACGUGCCAGCCGCCCCACCUUCCCCUCAAUAAUAACGAGGCAGUCCAUGUGCCGCCCCUUCAGCGGACGUGGGGCGAGACCCCGUGUUGCAUGGUCUUCGUCUCCCAGUUGGAUCGUCUUAUCGUGGAAAACGGUACCUGGAUGAGUCCACGCUACCAUGUGAACUUCCGUUCAUCUGCUCCAUCAACCUCUUCCAAUUUUCCAUCUGUCAAGUCCUACUUUGUCAAGGGAACUGUCACGGAAGCGAGGUGCGAAGUAGCUCCAGCUCUUCUCAGACAACAUCUCUGCAAUUCUGGUUGCAUCUGGGUCGCACCAAUAGUCUCCAAGUCGCCCAACUGUGUAACGAAGAUGUUCUUCACUCUCAUGAAUCUGCGCAUUCAAGAGGGCUUUCAUUUUGUGCGCACUGGACCCCAGCCUGGGUUCGUGAGUUUGGCACGCGAGGUCAUGUUCUCCGUGGACUCGGCCGGGGGCGAUGUGAAGCAGCCGUGCUUGAUUCAGUACCAGCUGUAUCCAUUCCGUGUCAAAACAACGCGAGUCGAGCCCGGCGAGGAGGAGGAAGAGGAGGUGAAAGCGGCCUCUGAGGCAGUCCAGAAGUUACUAGACGCAACCAUGGCACACAAUAUUCCCAAAGUCUACAUCAACCGACUGAAAACUCUAACUUCAGCUCAGUUGAGCUCAGAGACACAGAUCGCCACUGAAGUGUGGAUUGAGCCCAAACACGGUCAUGCUGCCGACUUGCUGAUGGAAUCACUGUACCUGACAAACCUCUCCUACACCCAAGUCGCCGAGCGGAUGCUUCAACUGGAUUGCAUCUGUCUCUCCGCCUACUACACUCUUGAGAAGAUGCUCACGACCUGCCUCCUCAAGAUCAUCGAACUGCAUCGCCUGGUGAAGCCUGCACGUCAUUUAAAUGACCACCACCACGCACACCAGACGAUACCCCUCGAGUCGUUGUUCUCGGAACCAUGCCCAUCCUCCUCCCUCACUCAUCCUGCUGUGGCGCUGCCCUUCAAUCUGGCCAAUAUCACCGCGGUAUCGCCACGUGUGUGUCUCCUCUACCCCCUUCUACUUGACCCCUCGCUAAUUCCACAUACUCCGACGGCUUUAAACUACCUCUCCAGCGAAAAUGUGAUCUGCCGCCUCGUGCUCAGUUUGGUGCAACGCAUGCUUUACGUAACUGCCAUUCCCCUUUCGAAGGCUGACUCCACACAGUUUAGCAAUUACUUGAUUUCCGAGGAGACGAAAGUAACGGCAGCGAAGUUGACCCGUUUAUUGGCCAGCGAACCGGACGUCGAAUGGCAAUGCUUUGCCUCAAUCACUAGUCUAAUCGACAAAAUUCCUGGUAGUGGAGAUGAUUUGGUUCACCCCCUGGAUAAUCCAACUGAAUCCAGCAGCCUGGAGAUUGGCUCCUCGCCUGUCACCUUCUUUCUUCUUCCCUCCAACUUGAAGUCGGCGACGUCUGCUUUUUGCCAGGGCCUCAUGCAUCACCUCAGGCAGCGUGUAGUUGUGCCGAGUCGACCUGAGGCAUCCUUCCCCAUAUUCAUCUUCUCCUGCACGCACACCUACUUGUCUUUCCCAUUGGACGAUCGAUGGACCUAUAACCACCCCGAAACCCUUGUGAUCGACUUCUUUAGACACGGCGGCGAGGAUAUUCGUACGGCGGAUGGUGUUCAUUUCAUUGGCCGCGAGGGAUUGUCCGUGAAUCCGCCGGAGGACUUUGUGAGUGCUGCCAAGGGCAACGGACGAUUGACAAAAGAGCUUGACAAGCUCUGGAAGCGACUUCGAGACUCGGCUUUAGGGCUGUUAAAUUUGUGCGAUGAGGCAUUUGUGGAAUGUGCCCAUCGUGCUCUAAUUCAUGGGUUUAUGGUCUCGGAAGCGGCUUUGGGAAAUGUCCUUACCUCGGGACGCUUUUGCUGCGCUCUGCCGCCGAUUACCGUUGACGCCACAGAAUUCCUCUGCUCUACCUGCUCGCACUGCUUUGCCGUUAUGAGGAAUCAGGCUAGAACGCGGAGCGUCGAGGUAUGUGAUGACACUGGCGGUUCGAGGCGACGAACGCGGACUUGUGAGCUGCGUCCUAAUGACAGGGAUCGCAUCAAAUCCCGACUAAAGAGCGUCUUUAAUCAGCACUUCUCACUGGUGCCCCAAUUUCCUGCAUUCUUUUACUUCCGUGGAGACGAUAAAACGGGUCGUUGUAGCCUGCGCGGUCCGGCAUUGCGGUGUGAUACUUGGCCCAUCACCAUUCCCAAAGCCGAUUCUAAUUCCCAAGACACUCCAUCAACCACUGCGAUGGACCGCCACACGUCUGCCGGUGUUGCUGAAAGUCGUCAGGUCGUAUUCUCUGCUUCUUCCCGCUCGGAAAGUGAAACUGAAGACCCCAGGGGAGACCCUCCAGCUGAGCAUAUGGCCGACGAAGGAGCAUGCAGUCACGAUCCAAUGUCGUCAAAGAAGCCUCUUUUUCUGAAGGUUAUGGCGACGAUAACGCAUAAGGGGGAAGAGGUUUCUUUUCCGGUGGAAAGACUGCCAAUCUGUCUGGUCGAUAUUUGGCCGCAGUGCACCGAGGUGAAUCUGGGUGAUUUGAACCUCAGUGUAGUCUUCACUCCUCUCGUCUGGAAGCCAGAGUCGGCUGUUGCAACGUCCAUGAACGCCGAAGGCGACUCAGGGCCUGAUGCUCUGCACUUGGAAGCUCUGAAAGAGGCUGGAGAGUCUGGAGACAGUGGAAACACCUCGGAUUCAGCGAGUUUGUCGCCAUUUAGUGAGACAGGGGAGGAUACUUAUAACUCCAAUCUCACCAAGGAUUCCAUCAUUCACCGUCGUCCAACUUCCAGUUCGUCAGAAAUGUUCGAUGAGCUCACGCGCCCCCUGCAUUGGUGCGAGUGCCAGUUAGAGGUUAGCGAGAAUGCGACUCCGUGUGAAGUCUGUACUAGUUUAUUCAAUGCUGAAUUCGUGCGCUACCUGGACAAAGACCAGUGGAUUGCACUUCAGCAAACCGCUCAGAUGUUCCGAUGGCUUCUUCAGGAUGAGGUGGUUUGUUCUCUUCGUCUCCAUCAGCCAGUCUCCGUGCCUACUUUGGAACUGGUUCUGCGACAUAUGGAGAAUUCCAAGUCGCUCCUGCUGCAUCUCUCCCCACCAACGUCUUUCCCUCCACCAUUCCAUGUCAGCCAUUCUCGAACCAGACUGUCGAAGUCGUGCAGCCAAGGAAAACGCAGCCCGGUUUACCUCACAAAAUGCGGAGUACCCGACCCCCUGUGGAGCAUCAUGUCUGGCAUCGGGUGGGAGAGCGUUGAUCUUGACUUUGUCACUGCUUCCGAUAAGUCGAUGCCCCGCUUCAUCGCGCGCCUCCAAUCCAUCUCAUUCCGCUAUGCGCAGGCAAAACUCACGCAUUUGGGCGACUAUUAUUUUGUAAGCAAGGCAGGUCCCCUGCAGUACAUUCCGCGCCCACGUGCUGGCAGCGUCAAGGAUUUUCGGAUUCCACUGUCCUACCCCCCUCCAACAAAUGCUGAGGCGCAACAACUAGCUAGGAGCGUGUCUGUGGGAAAUAUUGAGGUCGACUUGGAGGCGCAGUGCUCUCAGAUGUCUCCAUCUCGACAACGGAAGUAUGGAUUCAGUUCCAUGAUGAAUGUGAUCACAAUGCAAGCCAACGAAGCCAGUAAAACAGCCGAUGCCGGGGAUUUCGACGUCGGAAAAUCAACACCCUCGGCUACUCCACACCAAGAUUAUGAAGGCGACUCCAGCGAAAUUGGCGAGGAGAGUGAGUAUUUUGAGUCGAUAACCUCCAAAACACGCGCGUCUUCAUUCGUUUCGAUUGGUCUGCAGCAGGCCACGCCAUCACAACACCCUGUUAUCGCUCCCAGCCUGUCUGACGUCGAGCCCGCUGACUGUUCGCUCCUCUCUUCUUAUUUUCCCCCCCAGGGAGACGUAGAAAUUAAGCCAGGGGACUCAGAGCUGGGCCCGCUCACCGAUGGACUCCCUGCGUUCUGGCUCAUCUUCCGCGUCGGCAGUUCCGUGGUUCAGGCGUUCUUCCAGCACUCAGACACACACCGCGAGGCCUCAGCUGCGGCGUCGGGGGAGGCCUGCCCUCAUUGUGUCGUUUUCCGUCGCGCCCUCGAAGACAUCAAGGUCGCGGUGAAGCUAGUUAACCAAUCCCUGCUUCUCGAUCGGCUCAUGCUUGAGCGUGUUUGUGAUCCCGCGCUUCUGCCCGAAGAAGAACACGAACAACCCCCUCGGACUCUCGAUGUUAAGCGACGAAACCCAACUCAUGGACUGCUUCGCUCGCCGAGUUUAGUUCAUUCUGCUGCCUCGGCGACCGAUUCUGACACCGGUGAUUUGCAGGCGGUUGUGAAAUCACAUCGAAAAAAACCUGACACUGAAAAUGCGACCGCAACUGUUGCCACUAAACGACAUCCUCCGGGGUCGUUGGCCUGUCCACCGAAGUUUACCUUCUCUGUGGAAGUGUCUCCGCGCGCCGUUUUUGCUGGCGAACGGGGCUAUCAAGUGUUACCGGAGGUGCGUCGUCUCCUAGAAAACUUCGCCGUGGUGAAUCGAAAAAAUAUGUUUGUUCUUUUUGAUGAUCCAGAGUCGUCAACCAGUGUACCUGCUGAAUCACCUCUUCAGCGUCGAGGCAGCUCAGCCAGCAGUUGCCGCAAUCAGGCUUUGUUCGGUACACCGCGAGCUCAGUGCUUCGUUUCCAAGGACUCCAACCAACGAAUUUUCUACAUGAUUCUUAAAGAGGUACCUGUAGAUAUUGGCAAUGCGCUUGAUUUUCCGCACAAGCUGUCCCAUUCGAGCUUUGCUCGUCGCGAAAGUCUUCCAUCCUUAACAAGCCCAUCGACUGCCACAAGUCGGAUUCAAAUCCAGGCCACACUGCACGGAAUCACUUCACCUAGUCGACAACUUUGCAACUUCGUGCGCACCCUGCUUCAGUCGCUGUUAGACAAGAUCGUGCUCGAGCGCAUGCAGCAGGUUCUGUCGCGAACUGUCCUCUUUCGUUUCGCUCCUUACGACUUCGACUUCCUGUUUGUCCGUCGCAUUCAUCAGCCGCAUCGUUGUCUGUUUUUCCGCCUUCCGGCCUUCCUCACGGAUGAGCUGCAGCCUCCCCAUGUCCCGUCUGGCGCGCUUAUCCUCCCCUUUUGCCACUACUUCAAACAAAACCUCCUCGCCUGCAUGACGUCGGCGAAACCCGAGCAAGAGCUUCUCCCCUGUCUCCGCAGUCGGCUGGGGCGCUGCGAAAUCAUGCUUCAUUAUCGCCGCCGAGGCGCCGGCGCUGCUGAAUUCGGACUCGUCACCGCAGUGAUUGAUUUAUUGAGUGCCACGAGUCUGGAGCCAUUCACCGUCACCUCCUUCUUAUGCCACCAGGAGUGGCUGCAUCACUGUUUCAAGGGGACCAAGUCUUGUAUUGCUGGUUUGGACGACUUGCUGGCGUGCCUCGAUGACAUCCAGUUCUCUGAAGACGGCCGUUGGUCGGGGGAUAAAAACGACCGCGUAGCAGUUCGUCUGCGACUGUGGGAGCGUGGCGAGCUGGACAUAAAAGCCCUGAUCCAGAAAUUACAUGCCCUCGUCAAGAACUCCGUGUACGACUUAGUUAUGGAGUAUUUUGUCCUUACGCAGCCCUCCUGUAACAUUGAGCUGCCGAUCUUCAAAAGUCGCUCCGCUGACACUCACUCUGAACCCAGUGCUGUUGUGACCGUACCUCUGCCCAACUCGGCCUCGAACUGCUUCCUCCUGGCCGACACUAUUCGGAUGCCUCCCUUCAUUUCGGAUACCCUAAUCCCAUGGCUCAACACCGCUGGCUCCGCGGGUAUUCCCAUGGUAGUCGAGCGAAGAAUUCAACUUGCCUCACUUCAAAGUGUCGACUUGCUUGUUAGCGAGCUGGUGACUCAGUUAAACGCCCUGGUUGAGAGUCGAGCUGGACCGUUAGGAGCGUGGCAGAAGUGUCCGCUGCUUCAGGCUUUGACAACCUCUCCAGUUAGCAAGACGGCGUCCUCGGGCAGGAAUCGGUCGCUCGCCUCUGCGUCUCCUCAACCCCAAACAUGCCCCUGUCAGCAGAACAUCAGGUUCUUCGCCUUCGAGUCCACCUCCGCGGGCCAAUGGGAGUCGUUUGCGCAGAAAGCCUAUCAGCCGAAUGAGGCGACCUUUGCACAGCCGACUGAAUUUGUUAUUAUUGGAAAGAAUUACGCCGUUUGUCGGUACCAGACGGCAUUGGGUUGGCCUUCGUGGGACCAAACUCUGACGCCGCCGAAAAGCGGACAUCACACUACUGAGGCUGGUUGUGAGCCGUCGUGUCGGAAAAUUCCCGUCAAACAAGGUACCUCGACGCUCUGUCUGGUCCACAUCCAACAGCGCGAGGUCGUUGUCUACCUGUACAACUGGAUGUGGGAGGACGCCGAUCGUCUUGUUCAUCGAGUCGAGUCCCUCGUCAGCUGGUACAAUCAGCGGUUUCAGCUUCUGAGUUGUCUGUCGCUGCAAAAGAUGGGUCUGUUCCAUUGCCUUCGAACGCCCAGUCACCUCGGACUCCUGCGAUGUGCUGCUGCGUUGGGCGAACACGUCAGUCCCCCCGAGCUCUCACCCCUGGCAGCGCCGGCGUCUACUGGUGGUGGUGGCGGAGGGUCUGCUGUGCCUGCGACGGUCGCCACGACUCCGCACAACCCUCCAGGUAGCGCUGCCGCCGCAGCUUUGGUCGCUCCGACCCCCUCCGCCCCCGCCUCCCUGCCCACCGCCAGCAUCCGCCGACGCUUCCUCGAGGGUCUUGUUGGUGCGGGAGCUUGUCCGUCUGAAGCGCUUCACGCCACCCUCUCCACGGCUCUCUCACCUGGAACACCGUCUGGCGGCGAUGUCUCGGUUCAACCGCAUCCCCCGCAGCAGCGUCUUCGACAGGGCACCACGGCGGAGGCCGACUUCAAUCUCACACGCCUCUACCAGUUUAUUUGUUCUCUCAAGGACUGCGCCCAGAUUCCUGCGCUACACACUGAGUCGGGACGCAUAAUCGACGUAGUGCAUCUUCACGUUGGACAGGCACUUCGAGCCAUUCAGAACGACACGCUUCGAGCCGGUCAACUGCGUCUGGUCACCGCUCCACUGAAGGCGUGGAUGGGCGGCGACUAUUACGUCGGCGAUAGCUCCUCCGCCGCGGCCACAACGACGACGUCUUUGAACCGACCAAGCCCCUCCGCAUCGGACCUCAGGGAUGGCUCGGCUCCGUCCGUCUUCUACUCCGCCGUGAAGAAAUUCGGUCGCACACUUCACACCGUCUGCUCACCGAUCCUCUUUUGCCCGCUGGCUCGUUCGGAGGCGCUCCGCUUGCGCGAGGUCGAAAGAUCAGCAGAGGAGGCCUACAGCAAAUUGUCCGAGAAUUCAGAGACUUCCGAGGUGUCGCUUACCUCUGCCGCCACGGCUGUGACCUUGCCCACGUCGCCUAGCAACCGGACGCACGACACCUCACGCGAUAUGACCUCACCUGUUCUUGCGCUUUCGGGCAAAGUAAGACAAAUGGCAAGUGAUUCGGGUGGCUUUGAGUUCUUGUCGACGGCAGAGUCACCGAAACAGGAGAAGCAGCGGGUCCGUCGCCGACGUCCAGUGGUGAGUCGCAGGAGCAGAGUUCGGCGACCUUCAGGGAGGGUUCCACAACCGACCGGACCACUGGCAGCUCCUAGCGAACAGCCCGCAUGGAUGCAGCAGGCGGGUGACGCGCUUCUGCAGGAAUUCAUCGCCUACAUGACCCGCCAGAUGCACUUUUACGUCAUCAAGUGCUCCCUCGAUGGUGACAAUGAGCCUUGGUCCUGCAAGAUGAAGCACCCCUACGCCCUGCUCCAACGCUCCGUCAAAAUGGCGGGCAUCCACUUACUCGAGGUCUUCAUCCGGCACUCGCUGUUUUGUGUGCGCCUGAAGGCGGUGGAGUUGUGUCGUUUCACGCGGGCGGCCUCGCGCGGCAUCGUGACAGGCCCCCUGGCCGCCGAACAGGUCGGUCGAGCAGCGGCUGCGGCCGCGGUCAAAAUCACCUCCGCCAUAAUCGCCGCCGACGAGUGCCAACAGCGCCGAAACACCGUCGCCGCCUCCCCACCCUCCAACGCCUCGGUCGCCUCCCCGUCCAAUCCGUACGCAAUCAAGUGGGAGGAGUCCAGCCGCCUCUGUGAUUGCGUCCACCUGCACUCCUUCCUCUACGACUUCUACCUCAGGAAUGUCGAUGUGUUUUUGAAAAGGCAAUCGGAGCUGAUAGGCCAGCGUAUUCAAGUGCCCAGCCUGACGUGGUCGCUGGCACAGCCGCCCAAGCAACAGCGCGCGUUUUCUCAGGUAGCGCCACGCGCGUCUCGACCCAAUGUACCCCUUCGACACCCCUUCCUGCCCGCCACCUACCCGAUUGUCGCCUUUUUGUGCGACCUCAGCGUGAUUUCGCCGCUGGCACCGGUGUUCGCGCGUGGCACCUUCACGCGUCUGCGGAUGCGCCUGCCUGUGGACUCGCGGAUCAAACCGGAGCAAGUGUUCGAGCACCUCAUCGAGGAGCGACAGGCCUACGGCUUCAAGGCAUUCGACCUCGGUGUGAACUCGUCUUUUCCAACGUACGAUCGCUUUGGGUUUUGCAACUUCUCCUUGGCUCAAGGACAACCUCUCACGGCAACUCCCGACUGCCAGAGGCGGGUGUCCAUGUCGCGGCAGUUCUCCCAUCGAACUUCCACCAACACCACCAUCCUCCAACCCUCCGAUUCAGCCCUUCUUAUCGCCUCGCAAUCCGUCGCCGUCCCUCCCUCAAACGACUCAGACGUCGUCACCUUCAACAACAGCUACGACGAUAGCAGCUCCAGCUCCGGUGGAGAGUUGUGCAGUGUCGGGGAGGUCGAGGAAGAAGAGGAAGACGAGGGAAACGUGGAGUUUGCAGAAGCCAUGCUGAGAAAACGACCACGCCACAAGACCUCAGUCGACUCCUUCAUGCCGCAAAUCAGACUGCCGACGCUGAAACACUUCUCGGUCGCGUGCGCAGGCUUCUUGGAUCCUCCGGUAGACGACGGCUGUGACAGCGACGACGAGGACGUGGAGCGAACUGGGCGACCCAUCGAGUUGUCCAUCUUCGUCAUCCUCACCGAUCAGUGCAGGCUUUUUCCCCGCGCCAGACUCUCUUCCCUCCCAGACGGUUUAACCUCUGAGCGCUCAUCGGCUCGUCGCCAGUGUUGCCCUUCGUUUGUUAUUCCUCCUCGCCCCCCUUUCCCUCAAAUAACCGUCGCCUUCACCCUCCUCCUCAAACUUUUUUCCUUCCAGCACCAGACACCGGUGCAGUGGCCAGCGAUUCGACCGGGUCUGAGCUCCGAGAACGACCUCAACACCCUCUCGCCGAAACUCGUGCGCUCCGGCAGUCAGGAGGGCGCGCCCGACAUUCGGGGUGAGUUCUUCUUCUUCUUCUGUGUGGAAUCGUCAAGACCUGAAGGGUGUGAAGCUUCUGUUUUGACCUUCCCACUGGUUAGUGGAAGUCGCCGUCGUCACACCUCCAUGAUGAUUCGUAGAAGCGGUGACUCGGUGACAGGUUCGGACGCCGCCGCCGUCGUCGCCUAUGGAAAGGGUGCUCCACGCAAACCGACGACCAGUACCUCCCAAUAUCCUGGUGACACGGUGGUUCUACAAGGCGACCCGGGUCUGCGCUGGAAGAUCUCCUACCUCGGUGUUUGGCCCUCGCACCAAAUCGAGCUGCGCCGCGCGCUGAAGCUCGUCCGACAGGCUUGGUUCAUUAGCCUGCCCCACAUUGUUAACUCCGCCAUGAUUAACUGCCACAAAAACCUUCUUUGGUACCGUCUUUUCGACCCGCAGUACUUCCCCCGACCAGCCAAGGAAGACGAAGAGGAGGAGGAGGAGGUGGAAGAAGCACAAAAAUCUACCGCUAAUUCAUCGCCUGAAAUUGGUGAGGAGGUGGCCAGUCUCUAUGGUAGCUCCACCGAGGGUGGUCAAUUCGCUCAUAAAGGGCUUUCAAGUGAAGAAUUCCAGGACUUGCUCAACUCCGCGCCUCUCAAACUGGAUCUGCUUCGGCUGGAUCCACGACUUACUGAACUGCUGAAGCUAAGUGGAAAACACCUGACGUCGUCCCUAGUGCGGCGAAUAAACUCGGCGUGGUGGGCGGAGGCGUCGCAGGCAACCACUAACGCGAUCGCGUUCUUCUUUGAAAGCGACGACGCUGAAGGUACUUGGGUGCACCUAGGCGUUAUCCUGCCGACGUAUCGCGAGGGAGUCAUCCACAUCAGUUGGCUGCGGGAACACGAGGCGCCCGAGGAACCACCGACAGUGGUUAGGCAGGAGGAGCGACCCGCGGAGAUAGCCCGACCGCUCCACUCCAAACUCUCCCUACUCCUUCGAUCGGUUCUUGCAACACGAGGAGCCCCCGUGGAGGGCGUUUCGCUGGAGGAAACCACUGGAGACUCCGCCACGCGUUUGCGCGAUUUCAGCAUGCGAGUGGUCUUCCGAAGCACCAGCAGCCUAGAGGUCUCUCUGCGCAAUUCCACGGUUACCAGUAGCUCUACGUACCCUCAGUCCUCUAUUGCCACCUUCUACCGAACACCCCUGAUGAACACACUCAAGUUCCUAGUGGAACUCCUGACCUACCAUAUCUGGCGUGAUCUACACACCCAAUCAAACUAG
Mesocestoides corti is the source of this 12966-nucleotide messenger RNA. NCBI's taxonomy places the organism in Eukaryota, Metazoa, Platyhelminthes, Cestoda, Cyclophyllidea, Mesocestoididae. The record is from the annotation of a GenBank genome assembly.